AUGUCUGCCAAACCCCCCUACGUUGUCCCUCCUACUGUUCCCCCUUCCUCCCCUGAGCGUGCUGCCACCUUGAUCUUUCUACACGGCUACGGUGAUGAUGCUGAGGGACUUCCGCUCGGCUUUGCGCAACAAUUCCAAUUCAACAACAAAAUGCCAUACUUGAAAUGGAUACUCCCUAACGCAGAACACAAUCAUGGCGCAAUGACUCGAGCAUGGUAUGUUCCCAAAACAUUGCCAAACGCGAUGAAGCCACCAGGACCCGGUCACGAACAAGAUGAAGAUGCACUCGACGACGAGGUGGGAAUCAUGAAAAGUGUAGAUUUGGUGGACCAGCUGGUAGAACAAGAAAUCAAGAGUGGAACCCCAGCGAAGAGGAUUCUCGUGGGUGGAUUCAGUCAAGGCUGUGCGGUGAGCCUGGUCUGGGGGCUGGCAGGGCGGUUGAGAAACGAGGUCGGAGGAGUAAUAUGUCUGAGUGGAUACUUGCCUCUGAGGAACCGGAUUGAGGAAUUGAGAAAGGAAAGAGUGCUAGGCGAUUCAACCGACGGGGCCGAUGACGUGGAAACGGACAGAAAGAAAUGGUUCUACGCCCAUGGGACGAUGGAUAUGUUGAUUCCUGCGAAACUGUACAUGCAGGGGAAAGAAGAAUUGGCCACAUGGGUGGACAAGGAAAACAUCGAGGAGCACUUAUACCAGGGCAUGGGUCACUCGACAAAUGCGGCCGAGUUGCGGGAUAUUUUGGGAUUCUUGGAAAAGGUCAUUCCUGGAUAG
Molecule: messenger RNA, 768 nt
Organism: Rhinocladiella mackenziei CBS 650.93
Lineage: Eukaryota; Fungi; Ascomycota; Eurotiomycetes; Chaetothyriales; Herpotrichiellaceae
Exons: 1
Coding region: 1-768 (255 amino acids)
Biological process (GO): protein depalmitoylation
Cellular component (GO): cytoplasm
Molecular function (GO): carboxylic ester hydrolase activity; palmitoyl-(protein) hydrolase activity
Source: RefSeq, a predicted model, not a curated record